Myripristis murdjan (pinecone soldierfish) is the source of this 6201-nucleotide messenger RNA. Its product is annotated as serine/threonine-protein kinase 4-like. The record is from RefSeq and is a predicted model, not a curated record. The transcript is spliced from 11 exons. Gene Ontology annotation, biological process: signal transduction; protein phosphorylation. Lineage: Eukaryota; Metazoa; Chordata; Actinopteri; Holocentriformes; Holocentridae. The coding region runs from base 396 to 1877 and encodes 493 amino acids. Gene Ontology annotation, cellular component: cytoplasm. Gene Ontology annotation, molecular function: ATP binding; protein serine/threonine kinase activity.
UCUGGACCGCCUUUCAUGCUCAGUACUCUUCCUGGUUUCAAGUGGAUAUCAAGACGCCUGUUAAGCGGCGAGUCGGACAAGUCCAAAGUUGUACUACUGACGCGGGAGGAUGACACCGAGAACAAACACACAGCAGCUGGAAGAAGUUUGAACACGGUCCAAACCUUGUUUUACAAGAUGAAACACGGACGAUAAGCACCGCGGGGGCACCAGCGGCAGGCUGCCGUGAAGCGACACAGGCUCGCUGCUAGCCGCUGCUAGCCACUUAGCGAGCUAACACACGGCAGGCAGUUGGUGUUAGCAUACUGUAUCUUUGAAACGUCGCGGCUGACAAGCUCGCCCAACCUCGUCUCACAGUCGGGCAAAAAGGAGCCCAGCCACCGGAGAAAGGCAACAUGGAGAGCAAGGACAAAGUACAGAUGAGGAACAACCCUCGCAGGCAGUUAAAGAAGCUGAGUGAAGACAGUCUGACCAAGCAGCCAGAGGAAGUUUUUGAUGUCCUGGAGAAGUUGGGUGAAGGGUCGUAUGGCAGUGUGUUUAAGGCCCAUUUAAAAGAGACAGGCGAGAUUGUAGCCAUCAAACAGGUUCCUGUGGAGUCUGACCUUCAGGAGAUCAUCAAGGAAAUCUCCAUCAUGCAGCAGUGUAACAGUCCCCAUGUGGUGCGGUAUUAUGGCAGCUAUUUUAAGAACAGUGACCUGUGGAUUGUCAUGGAAUAUUGUGGAGCUGGAUCAGUGUCUGACAUCAUCCGAAUACGCAACAAAACGUUAACAGAGGAGGAGAUAGCAGCCAUUCUGCAGGCCACAUUGAAAGGUCUGGAGUAUCUCCACUUUAUGAGGAAGAUCCACAGAGAUAUCAAAGCAGGCAACAUCCUGCUGAACUCAGAGGGUCAGGCCAAACUGGCUGACUUUGGAGUGGCUGGGCAGCUCACAGACACCAUGGCAAAGCGUAACACAGUGAUCGGCACGCCGUUCUGGAUGGCCCCAGAGGUCAUACAGGAGAUUGGUUACAACUGCGUUGCUGACAUCUGGUCUCUGGGAAUUACAGCUAUUGAGAUGGCUGAGGGCAAGCCGCCCUAUGCAGACAUACACCCCAUGAGGGCUAUCUUCAUGAUCCCCACCAACCCUCCUCCAACGUUUCGAAACCCGGAUCAGUGGUCUUCGGCGUUUCAAGAUUUUGUCAGCAAGUGUUUGGUCAAAAACCCAGAAAACAGGGCCACUGCCACACACCUACUACAGCAUCCGUUCAUCAAGUCAGCCAAGCCCAGCUCCAUCCUCAGAGCUCUGAUCACAGAUGCCAUGGAGAUCAAACUGAAGAGACAGGAGGAGGCAGAACAGAGAGAACAGGAUGCAGAUGAUGACGACAAUUCGGAUGAGGAUGAGGUAGACCAGGGCACCAUGGUGCGGGCAGGGACAGGAGACUCGGGAACCAUCCGAGCUGCUGGCUCAUUAGGUAGCACAGCGCGGACCAUGAUUGAACAUGGAGACACGGGGACCAUGGAGUCACAACUGGGAACCAUGGUCAUCAACUCUGAUGACGAAGAUGAGGAAGAAGCAGGCACCAUGAAAAGGAGAGAUGAGACGAUGCAACCAGCCAAGCCCUCCUUCCUAGAGUACUUUGAGCAGAAAGAGAAGGAGGCCAAUAGUCAUAACGAUGGAGGAGGAAGAGGAGGAGAGAACGCAGACAACCGCAAACUUCCUGCUGAAGGAGACUUUGAAGUGAUGCGUACUUGGACGGUGGAGGAGUUGCAUCUGCGACUGGCCUCUCUGGACCCCCAGAUGGAGCAGGAGAUUGAGGAGAUCCGUCAGCGCUACCAGGCCAAGAGACAGCCCAUCCUCGAUGCCAUUGAGGCAAAGAAGCGACGGCAGCAGAACUUCUGAGAACGUCCUGCCGUGCUCUGCAUGGCAACCCACAAUAUUUUUUCCUUUGCAACAACCAUGUGAAAUGUCAGCAAGGCAGCUGAGGUUUCACAAAAAAGUAGCUCCAACAUCGUCUUGGAAUAACAAAAUGGCAAUAAGACUGUUUUGAAGUUUGUCCUAAACAUCUGGUCAAAAGAUGACGGACAGUUUGAAGGGCUGUCUGCAACAGUUUUCAAAUGUCAGCACAUUUUGCAGGUGCUCCACAAUGACAGCUCACUAAAUGUAGGAGGGACAUCUUGUUAGGCUCUUGGUGGAAACUUGGAAAACUGCACCAGGACUUAUAAUGGUCUUCAAUUGAGAUGUCAGAUAAAGUACUUAAGUCUUUUUGAGAAAUGAUAUGUGAGAGAAACUUCCAAAGAGCUGUUUUGUGUGUUCAAGAAUAUAUUGGUGGAAUCUACUGCUUCUGUUUGACCAUAGGAUCCUUUACUCCUUCUUUACACAGUUGGCGAUUAUUGUGGAAGGGCACAGACCUCUUCCAUAUUUUAGUAACUGAUUCAUGUGGUACAGUUUCAUUUUACCUGCUGUUUGUUCAACUUUGGUACUCAUUCAGUCAGUCCUUUAAGUGUCUCUUAAACUUUGAUGUUGAUAAAUGUUGCUGUUGGACUUUGCAUUCACAGGGUUCCUAUACCGGACUGGAAAGUCUGGAAAAUUGAUAAUUUAAAAAGUUAUGUUAAGUUAAAAAAGUAUAUAAAACUGUAGAGUUUUGAAAUGCUAAAUGUGUAGGAUCCGUGCAUUUACUGUCAGCCACAGUAGAUUUGAUUUAUGGCUAAAAAAAGAAAACAGGACACUCCGUCUCUGUAAACAGUGUUCUCUCUAUCAAGGCUCUCUCUUAGGACCACGGUCCUUGUUUGAUUUGGUACUUGCUCCUUGAUUUUCUAGUUCACAUACAGUGAUAGCCAUUGUAGAAAUCCCUCUGCAGAUGUAUAUCCUGCUUCAAGUACUGAAAAAACUCAGUGUUAUACAGUAGAGCCAAAUCAGUAUCUUGUGCUACAGUUGUGUUUCUCAGUUAGUCACCAGACUGUUUCUUUUACUGUCUGUCGGCUAAAAAGAGAACAAAUUUUAGUUUUCUUUUACAGUUUGGGGUGGACAUGGAGCCAAAGAGCAAUUAUAUUUCGGUAAACAUGCAGGAAUAAAACUGGGACUUCUGCAGUGGCUGCCUCUGUACAGUACGGUGCAUUAUAAAACUGAAACUUGGAUCUAACCAAAUUUAAGCUAACUAAACAAAUUUAACAUCAUACGUGAGGCUGUUUUUAAGAACAGAACCACAGCUCUAAGUUACAUUCAAGCUGUGGGCAGUUGCCUCAAAUUUAAGCAAUAACGUUUUGUUCCUUAAAAGGUUUGGUGAACAAGAAGAACAGGAGCAUUUGUAAUUUGUGCUUACAGUUAUAUACCAUCCUCACUAUCCAUUUUCAGUAUCACUGGACUUUAUUUAAGGGACUCAGUCUAACUUAAGGGACUCUGAAGGGUUUUAUAGAAUUUAGCCUAUUAGACAGAAAUGCAGUGGAAGGUCCUAUCUGUUUAACUCAAGCUGGAUGUGAUGUCUUUGAACCAGAUUUUUGAGACUUGAAAAGGUUAGCAAAGGCAUGGGCCAAGAGGUUUUUGAGGGAAUUUGAUCAUUUGCCUUUGUUGAACCAACAGUGCACUUCAUGAUGAUUUCGUUGGAUUUUUGCUGUGGUGUCCUUUCUACUUGUCUCUCUUCUUCAGUUAAACAAGACGUGGGUUGAAUACAUUAUGGAAUCGAUUUGACAGAGUCUUUAUUUCCUAUAUUCAUUCAUUUUAUUAUUCAUCUGGCACAGUGAGGAUCCAUUGGAUUGCCACAGAUUUGCCAAACCACACCUCUGUUACACUCGGGACAGACUAAAUAGCUAAUUUCAACAUUGACCCAUGUCUGGUUUAACAUUGAAACAUUCCACUGGCUUGGCUUCUAAUGUGUUUUGUAUUGCUUCAGACAUGUUUGGUGUACGUCUAGCACAAUACAUAAGGGAUGAUUUCUAUUUUUAUACCUAGGUUUAGUUGUUACACGGUCAUUUAGGAGGAAGUCAGCUGUUUGGUUCAGUCGCAGGAAUGUGCAUCAGAAUGCAAACUAGCUUCUCAGGUCAUUAAACUCAGGUUUGUAUAUUAUUGACAUUAGUGAUGAGAAAUUACUGUAGAUAGUCCCGGAAUCCUCCAUACAAAGAGGCAUGUCUGUAUGUAUUAGGAGCACUGGGCUGUAUUUGUACAUUAUGAUAACAGUGAAGGAUUGAAAUCCAAAAUGGGUACUCAUAUGGUAGUGACAUUAAAGACAAUGUAAACGUCCAUGAUAAGAGCAUUGAUCAUCAUGGAAUAAUUCACUUUCAAAAUUCAAGCCUUUUUGUUUUGGAGAGAAACCCCUCAGCUGGACAAGUUUGAAUGCCCAGGCUCGAUCAGAGGAUAUUGUGUUAAAGUCCAGACUUGCCCUUAGCUUCUUUGAAUGCAGGACUUCGCCUUUUUCUGUAAGAUAACAAUUCUUAAGCACAGUUUUCGAAAAAGUUGCGUGUUACAAGCAAACAAAUGGGUAUUGCUUUUGUUUUCUGCCUUGUCAACUUUGGAUGUACUACUGCUUUUUUGUUUGUUUGUUUGUAUGUUUGUUUGUUUUGGGUGGGUGGCAAAAUUAGUUGAACAGUGAUCUAAAUUUAUGAAAUUGUGUUGCUAUGUCUGGGUUUUGUUUUAAUAAUGAAUUUAAACAAGCUAAACAUGUUGUAAAAGUAAAAGAGUUUGAUCUAUUAAUGUUAAAGUUGAGUUUUGAUUGAAUUUGAUGCAUGUGCUGUUUGUUGCUGGCAGAGGAGUUACUCUGCUGCUGAGCAGUGAUGCAUCAGAACUUAUUUAAUUAAGUCGCAAUCACUGGAGAACAUUUUGUUCAGAGCCACAUACAGAACUAGUAGUGACAUUGUGGAGCAGUUUGUCCUCUCUGACCUCCUUUGAAUUGUCUAGAUAGGAUGACCACAUUGUUAUACCCAGACCUAAGUCAAAUACUAAUUGCAAAUGUUUUAUAGUGUAUUACCCGACUGGAGUACCAGACAGUUCAGAUAUUAUCCAGUCAAGCCUUAAGUCACAGCAAACUGAAGUGACUUCCAGAGACUUCCCUGAAAUUUUCUAAACUUGGAUGCACAGAAUCGCCCCAAAUUAAUUUCAUUCCUCCCCAUUCUGCUCUUACCAAGAUCAAAACAAAUCACUAAACAUCUUUGCAAAUGCUGUUUGACACAGGUCUGGUUGUAGGCCUAAUAUCUGUAACUUUGUGCAACACCUGCUGGGUCGCAUGAUGAAGGGAAGGUUGCAAAACAGGUAAAAGUUUCAUAGAGAAUAAAAGUGAAUGACUAAUUCCUGUUUCUCAUUUCCUCAUUUCAUGUAGCAGUGAGUUACUUGGGGUACUUUUACUUUUGGUUCCAGUGUGGUUCUCAUGAAGGUCACAGUGCUAAAAUUAUUUAUAAUUUCUUAGAAAACUCGAUCUAAAUUAAAACACAAAUAAUACAUAUCUGGACUUACUGAUGUGUGUUUUAAUUUCAGUUUCUUUUCUUCUUAAUUAAUAUUUGUGUGUUUUCUGUUGUGGGGCAUCAACUCUGAAGAAAUACUGCUGUUCCCAAGGCGCCUUUAUGUUGAUGUGACUCUUUUGAACAGCAAUGUGAAUCAGACCCAUGUAAAUCCUGCUGGAACAUAUUUGGACAUAUAUUGUGGAUGACAAAAUAUUGGAGUGUGUAGACAUAUUUUGCAGGCAUUACCACUGUUGAGGCUACUAGAGUUUUUGUUUAAUAAAAUCAAACAUGUAGCUUAAAUAUCGCACAGCCAUUUUUCUUGCAAUAAUAAAAGUAAACAAUUCAAUGAGUCAGUGUUAGCCUGGCAGUGCUACCUGUUGCUGCAUACACUCUGUGUCUCAGGUUAACAUCACCUCAUUCAUUACUAAUGCAUGUGAGAACAUUUUCAACCAUAUCUGAGGUGAAUGAAGAGCUACUCUGUUGAAAACAUUGGCCAGGUCUAUCUACUGAUCUGUAAUAAAAACUAGUAUGAAGUGAAGCCAAUCUCAUUUGACCAUUUGCAAGAUGUGGCUGUCUGCUCCUCAAAAGUUGCUGGGUGUCUACGCCAAACAAAUUCUUUUGGGCAAAUAAUCUGCUGUUCUUGGGCUCUUGGUCGUUUUGCACACACACUAUAUGGUAUGUCGGCCUCAUCGAAACACACUGUUCAUUUGUGCAGAGAACAUUUCUGAAGUACACAUGCCUUAAAGUAUGCGCUAGAGGUCAAUGCGUAUGUAUGAGAUCACUGUUUGGUUUAUGUU